Molecule: messenger RNA, 1176 nt
Organism: Protobothrops mucrosquamatus (brown spotted pit viper)
Lineage: Eukaryota; Metazoa; Chordata; Lepidosauria; Squamata; Viperidae
Gene: DDA1
Product: DET1 and DDB1 associated 1
Exons: 5
Coding region: 104-412 (102 amino acids)
Biological process (GO): positive regulation of proteasomal ubiquitin-dependent protein catabolic process
Cellular component (GO): Cul4-RING E3 ubiquitin ligase complex
Source: RefSeq, a predicted model, not a curated record
AUGGGCGUCGCCGAGCAGGGAACCCAGGAGGAGGAGGAGGAGGAGGAGAAGGACGACGACGACGACGAUGAGAAGUUGGUGAGGAGGUGCCUGGUGGGGGAAAAUGGCUGACUUUCUGAAAGGAUUGCCAGUUUAUAACAAAAGCAACUUCAGCCGAUUCCAUGCAGAUUCUGUAUGCAAAGCAUCGAACAGAAGACCUUCAGUUUAUCUUCCAACACGGGAAUAUCCAUCAGAACAGAUAAUUGUCACAGAAAAGACAAAUAUACUCUUGCGUUACCUACAUCAGCAGUGGGACAAAAAGAAUGCAGCAAAGAAAAGAGAUCCUGAGCAAGUGGAAAUAGAAGGUGAAAACUCUGCCCCACCUCGCAAAAUUGCCCGGACAGACAGCCAAGAUAUGAAUGAGGACACUUAAAAUUCUCUCCAGUCUUCUGUGUUAAAAUUUACAGGCGCUUCCUGUGUGGGUUUUAUUUUUUUUCUGUGUGUCUUUUAGUGUGUACACAGGCACGCACAUGUACAUACACACACAUGCACACUUCCGUCAGCCCUCUGCCUUCUUCCCUGUCUCUUCCUCCCGCCCUCCAUCAUGCAGCCUAUCCCGUUUCUGACUUUGUAGAAGCCAAUUGUAUUUAUUUUUGGGGUGGGGGGGGAGGUUUCUUUUUCCAUUUUUGUUUUGUAUUAUUUAUGCGUGCGCUCGCUCGCGCUCUCAUGUUCAGAGUCAGAAAAUAAUGAUGUUUAAUCUGUGAUCAGUGCUUUUUUUAAAAAAAAAAUGAAAAAAAAUUCCACUUUUGUGGCUACCCCUUCUUUUUGAAAAAUGAGCUGACCUCUCGAGAGAGAGCUCAGUUCAUGCUGACGGCACCCCCUCCCCAUUGUGUCCUCUGUUCAUAUUAUUGAGAAUUUCCAUCUCACAAUUACUGUACAACUACCCAGUGUGUGUCAUGACUUACAUUUGUUUCGAUAACAGGAGGAACUCGCAAGGGGUGGGUGGGCUUUCUUCUUACCCAUCCUUCUCCAGGUGUGUUCCUACUUGCAUACCAUUUUCUGUUCUCCAGCAACGGUGGGGGGGAUCAGGUUGUUUGCGGUGGUCUCUCUGCACCUGAUGAUCUCUGGCGAAGAUUGUACCCAGUUUGCUGGCAAAUGUUGUGUUAUCAUGUUACCUUCUUUGGCCUGCCUCCUCCU